CGGAGCCGCGGGACGGUGCGGGGGCCCGCCGCCCUCGGGGCGAACCGGGCAUGAAGCGACGGCUGCCAGCUGAGGACGCCGGGCUGGGCACUGAGCUGCGCCGCCUGCCGCACUAAGGCGGCCACGAGCCCCGAGGCGAAACGAGGCGGCGCGGCGGGCCGAGUCCGAGCGAGCCCCGCGGCUGUUCGCGAGCGCGACUGAGGCGGCAGCGGCGGCUCGUGCCCGCACCUCCCCUGGGCUGGCGAGGGGCUGCGCGGGGAGGGGGCCGCGGCACCGCCCCGCCUCCUCCCCUGCCCUCGCCCGGCCGGAGCUCCCCCGCGGCGGCGGCGGGCGCUAUGAGCGCGGCGCUCUGAGGGACCGGCGGGGCUCGGCUUCCCCCGAGCAGCCUCCCCUGGGAGCCGCGGCGGCGGAUCGGACCCGGCUGGGACCUGCCAUGACUCCCCUGGCUCCUCCCAUGGCAUGAGCCCGAGCUCUCCUCCCCGCUCCGCCCGCUUUUGGUUCUCUCCGCUCCCGGGCUGUCAGAUGGGAUAGGACACACCCGGGUGUGCGGGGCUCGACGCUGCCGGGGGGGAGCGGCGGAGGCAACCGGUGACGGCCGUCGGCUCGCCCGGAGUCGAAGAUGAGCUGGCGGUGGGCUCGCCAGCACUGGAACGGCGGCUCCUCCGUGCUGCUGCUGCUGCCGCUGCUGCUGUGGCACGGCCGGGUCCGGCCGGCCGGCGCCGACAACGCCAGCCAGGCGUACUACACCGCGCUCAUCAACGUGACCGUGCUGAGCCCCGAGCGCGGCGGCCCCACGCUGCUGCGGAUCGACCGUGGCCGCUACGGGCAGGACUCCCCGAAGGUGGAGGUCAAGGGGCUGCUGGUGGCUCCCGUCCCUAUCAACGGAGUUGCAGAUCGUCUGGGCUGUGACCCUCGAACGCGUUUCCAGGUCCCACCAAACACCAAGCAGUGGAUUGCUUUACUACAGAGAGGAAAUUGUACAUUUAAAGAGAAAAUACUGCGAGCAGCUUCACAUAAUGCCACAGCUGUGGUCAUUUACAACAAUGUAUCCAGUGAAGAACCUGUCACAAUGACUCAUCAAGGAACUGGAGACAUUGUUGCCGUCAUGAUUACAGAAUCAAAGGUUAAGGAGAUCUUGAAUUACUUGGAAAAGAACAUCUCUGUCCUGAUGGCCAUAGCAGUGGGGUCCCGUGUUCCUCCGAAGAACUUCAGCCGUGGCUCUCUAGUCUUUGUGUCAAUAUCAUUCAUUGUUUUGAUGAUCAUUUCUUCAGCAUGGUUAAUAUUUUACUUCAUCCAGAAGAUCAGGUACACAAGUGCACGUGACAGGAAUCAGCGUCGUCUUGGAGAUGCUGCCAAGAAAGCCAUUGGUAAAUUGACAACCAGGACAGUAAAGAAGGGUGAUAAGGAAACAGACCCAGACUUUGAUCAUUGUGCUGUCUGCAUUGAGAGUUACAAGCAGAAUGAUGUUGUUCGCAUUUUGCCAUGCAAGCACGUGUUCCACAAAGUCUGUGUGGAUCCAUGGCUCAGUGAGCACUGUACGUGUCCAAUGUGUAAACUGAACAUCCUGAAAGCACUGGGAAUUGUGCCCAACGUGCCGUGCACGGAUAACGUCGCCUUUGACAUGGAGAGGCUGACGCGGGGGCAGCCGGCGAGCAGGCGCUCGGCGCUCGGCGACUUCGGCACCGACAGCUCCCUCAGCCUGGAGCCCCUGCGCACCUCGGGCAUGUCACAGCUGCCACAGGACGGGGAGCUGACACCAAGGUCAGGAGAGAUCAACAUUGCAGUGACAAGCAGUCACUUCUUCCAUCGUAAUUCUCUGUCCCCUCGAAGCCUGGUCUACGAGAGCGAGUUCUCAACCAUCGAGCCUGCCUUGGACAUGUACGACGAGAACAAAACCUGAAAGGAAUCCAUGCUCCUUCCUGGCCCUUUUUCCGUUUUUUUCAUUUCUCAUUCCUAUUGUUGUGUACUCUUUCCAUGGAUCUCCUUUGUCUGAAGAAGAGCUGCUUUUUCCAGAACACGAACCCACCUUCUCGUUUGCAUAGACGAAGACCAGCUGUGGUGGAUUCUGAGGGUGGCAUCUUUGAGGUGACAAAGAGCUGUGACAAGCAAGGUUGUCUGAUGGAAAUUGCUGAGUAACAGCAUGGGGAGCUGUGUCGGCCCAGCCGCGGCGAUGCAGGAGAGGUUUUACGGUGGCCCUAAGAGUUUGUGCUGAACUGCAAAUGCGUCUCUUACGCAGGCAUCUGCUGUUUCCAAUUUUUUAGUUGUCCAGAUGGUUGGGCAAUGUCAGAAAGGGAACUGGUUGUAGAGGAGAUGGCCAGUGACUGGUAAAAGCACUCGUAUAUCUCGGUCAAUCCAUAACCUUACUGUGAAAUAGCCCCUUCUGGGAGGGACCUUUAUAAGUGCAUUGCAUUUCCUACAACCCACUUAACCCUGGACAGUGACGAGCCAGUCUGAUGUUUAAGCUGCAGAGAGGAUCUGCAUUUGCAGAAAGAUUUCAAGGAACUUGAUGCUUGGAUUUUUUUUUUCUCCAAUCUGAUUGAAGCAGGAGAAAAAUGGUAUACACAGAAUAUACUUUUGGUCCUUCUGUAUGCUGAAGUCAAGUGAGUCUCUUUCUGUAGAGAGGACAUUCACAGAACCAGCACUUGAUCUACCUAAAAACCAUUAGACUUUUUGAAAUAUGCAGGAAUCAAAUUAGCUUUCUUCCUCACAUAACUUUUUUUUGGGGGGAUGGGGGGUAAAAAAUCCACCAGAUUUUUCACUGAGGUUUUUUAAAAGCCAGCAUGUUGGCAUUACACAGAGAAGAAAAGAGGUAAGCUUCUUAUCCCACUUCCUGUUGAGAUCUGCAACAGUUAUUUAACAAAUACGUUCUCUGAGCUGUGCCCUUUCCCACUGACAUCAAUAACAGGAAUGCAGAAAGCAGGAGAAGAAAGGAAAGCAGCUACUGCUUUGACACGCUGCAGGAAAAAUCAAUUUUUACCAGCAUGUGGCAGAAGCAGUGGGGAAAUGGAUAUUGUUUGUAAGUUUCUGAGAGAACAAUGCAGAAAUGGAGAGCAAGAGAGGAACCUCUGGAGCUAAGUCAUCCACAGCGUUCCUGAAAUGAGCUGACAUGGAGGAGCAAGUGCUUCUGCUCCACUGUUUCCUACUGGACAAUGCGUAGCUGUUAAUGAAUGUUUGGAUUUUUCUCCAUUGCAGUCUAAGCUACCGUAGGUGUAGAAACUCAUUUGUGUCCUUGUAAUGUGAAACACGGUUUCACCCUCUGUAUAGAAAUCUUGAGAAAUCAGUUAAGCCAAAAAGAAAGGUAAGACUUACCCUGCCGUGCUUUAAUUUCACCCGCUUUUGCUACAAGCAGGGGAAUUUUCCCUCCUUUAUAAUGUUUUUAAUUGUAUAGCAGUCUGCUUAACAUAUAUCCUUUUAUGACGUGUGGUUCAGCUGUGUAUUUAACAUGGAUGUUCAAGAGAAGAAGAAAAACCCAGCUCUGUAAAAUGAGGAAAUGAGCCUCUUUGCCGAGCAUGCUUUGA
Lonchura striata (white-rumped munia) is the source of this 3518-nucleotide messenger RNA. It is a transcript of the gene RNF130, whose product is annotated as ring finger protein 130. Gene Ontology annotation, molecular function: ubiquitin protein ligase activity. Gene Ontology annotation, biological process: ubiquitin-dependent protein catabolic process; positive regulation of DNA-templated transcription; protein ubiquitination. Gene Ontology annotation, cellular component: nucleus. NCBI's taxonomy places the organism in Eukaryota, Metazoa, Chordata, Aves, Passeriformes, Estrildidae. The record is from RefSeq and is a predicted model, not a curated record.